GUUUCAAACACCUCAAGUUUCCGUUUCUUUCUGUGCGGAUCUGCAGCACCCACCAAGGUUUCCAAAAACCAUAUUUGUUAUCUCCAAUUUUUUUUUUCCUUCCACAACAUGUGCAUUCAUUUUAAAUUUUGACUUGUCCAUUUUUCUUUGGGGAUGUGGAUGGAGCAUAGUCCAAAAAGUGAUGCUAGCUCUAUUUUGAAAAUGGAAAACAAGCAAAGUGCCAGUGUAACGCUUGAGAAUUCUGUCAUGAAGUCUGUUGAUCAAAGAGUACGCAAAGGGCGUAAUGACAUAUUGACACGACGUCUGAAGAAUCGAGAGAGACAACGUAGAUACCGGGCACGUAAGCGACUAGAAGCUGAAACCAAGAAGUCUUUUGCUGUAGAAGAAACAGCAGCUGUGAAAGUAGAACUACAACCUGAUGGGAAUCACAACAGUUUCAUGUCCCGCAUAUAUUGUAAACGCGAUUGGAAAAAGGAUGCAAGAAGGGCUCAUGUUUUAAAGCAACAAGAAAAGAAUGUAUCUAUUGGUCUCUCUUCGACCCUAACUAGUAUACCUGAGGUGACAUGCUUAGCCGUUGUAAACAAAUCAGAAACCAUGCUACAGAGGAAAAUUCAGUUUGGAUCUUCCAGUGUUGUUAAUAAUGAAACUCCUAGAGUUGUGUUGGGUCGUAGAGAUUGGAAAGCAGAAGCUAGAAGAAAGAAAAACUAGUUUUUUCCCUUUCUUCUUCUAAAUGAUAU
Molecule: messenger RNA, 737 nt
Organism: Abrus precatorius (Indian licorice)
Lineage: Eukaryota; Viridiplantae; Streptophyta; Magnoliopsida; Fabales; Fabaceae
Exons: 3
Coding region: 154-708 (184 amino acids)
Source: RefSeq, a predicted model, not a curated record